UCUCAUUCUCAUUCUGUUUUCCUUCUCAUUCUCAUUCUGGCGGGAAGAGGCGGGGAAUAAUUAAUAACAAUAAUGGAGGCAGAAACACAGCCAGCUGGGUCAGGAGGAGAAGGAGAAGAAGUAGAAGAGUUAUUAGCCCAGGGAAGGAGAUAUUACAUUUGCUCCAAUUUCUCACUUGCGUCUCAAUCAUUUCAAGAAGCUUGCCAAAUGCUGAGUGAGAAAUAUGGAGAAAUGUCAAAAGAGUUAGUAGAACCGUAUUAUUGGUACGGAAAGUCUCUACUGGAACAGGCAAGACAGGAAAGUUGUGUGUUAGGAGGCGGAGUCCCUGCCCCACCCACAGCCACACAAUCAGACUCAUCGUCUGAUGAGGAGGAGGAGGAGCCAACAACAUCUAAUGAUCAAACUGAGGACUCCGCCCAAACGGAGGCCACACCUACUGAAGGAGAGGGAUCUCGGGAAGUGGAGAAUUUUAAAGAAGCCACGCCCACUGGAGGGGAGGAGUCUAAAGAAGCCACGCCCACUGGAGAGGAGACAGAGGAAGAUAAAGAUGUUAGUACGUUACAGCUGGCGUGGGAAGUGCUGGAAGUGGCAAAAUUAAUUAGCCAAAAUUUACAGUCGACUGAUUAUCAACUUUUAUUAGCGGAAAUUAAUUUACUGCUUGGAGAAAUUGGACUGGAAUCUGAUCAGUAUGAUCAAGCUAUUGAAGAUUUCACUACUUGCCUACAGAUCAGGGAGGCAGUUCUUACGGCUGAUGAUAGGAAGCUGGCUGAAAUACAUUUUAAUCUUGGCUUAACGUAUUCUUUGCUUAAAAGGCCACAAGAAUCAGUAGCAGAGUUUGGUUUAGCUAAACAAGUUUUGGAGUUACGAAAAGAGAAGUUACAGUCUGACGCAGACAAGGAAGCAGUGGAGGGAGAGAAGACGAAAUGUCUCAAAGAAAUUGACGAAAUAAACGACCUUCUUCCUGACAUUGAAGCAAAGAUUGUGGAAGAACUAACUGUAGCUGAUGAAUCAAAGAAAGCAGGAGGUAUUAGUUUAGAAGAAGAUGAAGAUGAUGAAGAGGGUGUUUCUUGCAGUUCCAGUGGUUUUAAUACCAUCAGUAGCACAGGAAUGAAUAUAUUCACUGGUUUCAAUCAAGAAACUGCAUUAAGUAAUGGAGUUGUGUCCAGUAGCACCAGCAGCAGUUCAUCAUCGGGACAUGCUCCUCCUGUUAAUGAUAUCAGUCAUUUAGUGAAGAAAAAGCCUAAAGUAUCUGACCAACAAAGCAAAGAAGAGCUACCAGUUACGACUAAUGGCUCCUUGUCGCAUAAUGAAGCAGUGCCAUUGAAGAAGAGAAGAAUAUCUCUCACUACAGUAGCAGAAGAUGGAGCUGAUGAUCACCCUGCAAGAAAGAAGGUCCCGUCACUCCUGACUAAUGAUACUGGGGAACUUACUGAAGCAGAUUCCACCACCACCACCCCAGCAGAACAAUAACUUUUAAUCUAUAUAAUGAACUGAUUAUUAUGCAUGACAUCACUGAAUCCAUUGUACAUUCCACACUUAUUUCACAGCUUUGAUUACAAGCC
Molecule: messenger RNA, 1562 nt
Organism: Amphimedon queenslandica
Lineage: Eukaryota; Metazoa; Porifera; Demospongiae; Haplosclerida; Niphatidae
Product: nuclear autoantigenic sperm protein-like
Exons: 14
Coding region: 73-1470 (465 amino acids)
Biological process (GO): CENP-A containing chromatin assembly; DNA replication-dependent chromatin assembly
Cellular component (GO): nucleoplasm
Molecular function (GO): histone binding
Source: RefSeq, a predicted model, not a curated record